Effrenium voratum is the source of this 1329-nucleotide messenger RNA. The record is from the annotation of a GenBank genome assembly. Lineage: Eukaryota; Dinophyceae; Suessiales; Symbiodiniaceae.
AUGGGGUAUCCAACGGGCAAAGGUGGCAAGGCUGGCUUCGGAGCCUAUCCACAAAUCGGUGUCAACACCGAGCCGCUUCAGCACCGGCCGGUGCCUCAGCAGGACACACCUGUGAAGGUGGACGACGAUGACUGGAAAGCCCAGAUCCGGCGACCUCCUCCAGACCAACGAUUCAAGACAGAGGAUGUCACAAACACGAAGGGAAAUGAUUUUGAGGACUACUUCCUGAAGCGCGAGCUGCUGAUGGGUAUCUUCGAAAUGGGCUAUGAGAAGCCUUCCCCGAUCCAGGAAGAAAGCCUGCCGGUUGCCUUGGCGGGCAAAUCCAUUCUUGCUAGAGCAAAGAAUGGCACUGGGAAAACAGGGGCCUUUGUGAUCCCCAUCCUCGAGAAGUGCAACACCACGAAGAAUGCCAUCCAGGGGCUGAUCCUCGUCCCGACCAGGGAGUUGGCUCUGCAGACAUCUUCAGUGGUGAAAGAGAUAGGCAAGCACAUGAACGUCCAAUGCAUGGUCUCAACAGGCGGAACAAGCCUUCGAGAGGACAUUAUGCGGCUCUACAACGAGGUUCACAUUGUAGUGGCCACGCCUGGCCGCGUGCUUGACCUUGCAAACAAGAACGUUUGCAACCUGAAGCAAUGUCACAUGGUUGCCAUGGAUGAAGCCGACAAGCUCCUGUGCCCCGAAUUCCAGCCGAUCAUUGAAGACCUUAUCAAGUUUCUGCCGCCUGACAGGCAGAUCCUGAUGUACUCCGCAACUUUUCCCAUCACCAUCUUGGACUUCAAAAACCGGUUUAUGGCCGACGCGCACGAGAUCAAUUUGAUGGAAGAGCUGACCCUGAGAGGCGUCUCGCAAUUCUACGCCUUUGUGGAGGAGCGUCAGAAGGUUCACUGCCUGAACACGCUGUUCUCCAAGUUGCAGAUCAACCAAGCCAUCAUUUUCUGCAACUCUGUUACCCGCGUGGAGCUCUUGGCGAAGAAGAUCACAGAGCUAGGCUACUCGUGCUUCUUCAUCCACUCCCGCAUGUACCAGUCCCACAGAAAUCGAGUCUUCCAUGACUUUAGGAAUGGAGCUUGCAGGUGUUUGGUGUCCUCCGACCUUUUCACCCGCGGCAUCGACAUCCAGUCCGUGAACGUGGUGAUCAACUUUGACUUCCCCAAGAACUCUGAGACAUACUUGCACCGCAUCGGUCGCUCGGGUCGCUUUGGCCACUUAGGCUUGGGGAUCAACUUUGUGACCUACGAUGACCGCUUCAACCUCUACCGCAUUGAGAAGGAGCUGGGCACCGAGAUCCAGCCCAUCCCCCCCACCAUCGACCCCGCAACCUACACCUGA